AGGAGGAAAUUUAACUUCCACCAUGGCGGAGGAUAGCGAAAUUUCACCAACCUCUCCCCAAAAACGGGCCCGGCUGUCUUCAGACGAAGGCCUGACCCCCGAAGUGGAAGUGGGUGGCUUCCAAAAGGUCCCACAUACAAUCUGGAACGGAACGGGCGCGAUAGAUGUAGGGACCCCAACUCCACCCUAUGAUGACUCCUGGAGUAAUUAUGACUGUACACCUGGGUCGACUGAUGACCACAGUCUGCUCAAUGGCUUCCACCACACCAAUGGCUUUGGUGACCACGGCAAUGAUUUUGACUACACCAACGGCUGGGCCCACGACGACAGUGACCACCCUGACCCUGACCUGAGCCAACAUGACCUUGAGGGGCACCAUGAACUAGCUGACCUGUCGGGUGACCCCAGUCUGAACUGUCUGCUGGGGGAGACCGGUGGAGAGGGACAGAGUACAGAGAACCAGGCAGACAGUGAUGCAGAGUCAGCCAGUAGUGUGUCCAGCGCCAGUACAGGGGACUGGCAGGCCACCAGUAUAUCAGGUCCCAUGCAGUGGGUACAGCACCAGAUGACCAUGGGGAUCAACCCUCGGACCAUCCUCCAGGAGCUCCUGCCACCCAGCAUGGUCCUCCCCUCCGAUCUGGACUCCCUCACCCUGUGGAAACUGGUGGUCAACAUCCUGACAGAACCGCCAAAGAGGGAGAAACUUCCCAGCGUCAACACUCUGCAGGACGUCGUCAGGCUGAUUCACGGGAGCAAGAACAUUGUUGUGCUGACUGGUGCAGGGGUUUCUGUCUCCUGUGGCAUUCCAGAUUUCCGGUCACGGGACGGAAUCUACGCCAAACUUGCCGUGGACUUUCCUGACCUGCCCGAUCCUCAAGCCAUGUUUGACAUUGACUACUUCAGAAAAAACCCUCGGCCUUUCUUCAAGUUUGCAAAGGCCAUCUACCCCGGCCAGUACACGCCGUCUCGGUGCCACAGGUUCAUCAGGCAGUUGGAGGAGCAGGGCAAGCUGCUGAGGAACUACACUCAAAACAUAGACACCCUGGAGCAGGAGGCUGGUAUACAGAGGAUCAUACAGUGUCACGGUUCCUUUGCCACAGCCUCCUGUACAAACUGUAAGAGAAAGGUGGACUGUGAAGAGAUCAGACAGGACAUCUUUGACCAGGUGGUGCCGCGCUGCCCACAGUGUUCGCCUGACGGUCCCAUGGCCGUCAUGAAGCCCGACAUCGUGUUCUUUGGCGAGGGUUUGUCGGACAAGUUUCACCAGACCAUCUCUGUGGACAAGGACAAAGUGGACCUGCUGAUUGUGAUCGGGUCCCGACUCAAAGUCCGACCUGUGGCUCUCAUACCAAGUUCCAUCCCAGCUGAAGUGCCACAGGUGUUGAUCAACAGGGAACCCCUCAAUCACAUGACGUUUGACGUUGAGCUCCUCGGAGACAGCGAUGUCAUCGUUGAAGAAAUCUGUCGACUCCUGGGAGAAGGCUGGACCACUGAUUCUGACUCAGGCACUCCGUUGAACCAGGUUUCUGAAAUUCCUCCAAAGAAAGUAGCCCCAGAGGGCAGCUGCACCCCAAACUGCACACAGGGCUCAUUAUCUAACAUGCAUAGCCCAAAUUUAUCCACAACCAAGGAGCCAACAGAAGCAAAUGUCAACCAAAGAAUAGAUUGUUUGCCAGCCAAUCAGGAGCAACCAAAGUCUUCCCCAGCCAAUCAGGAUGCAGAGGUAUCAGCCAAUCAGGAUGCAGAGGUAUCAGCCAAUCAGGAUGCGGGGGUAUCAGCCAAUCAGGAUGCAGAGGUAUCAUCUACUAGUCAGGAACAGACUUCUCCAGAGUUGAGUAGAACAGGGGACCAGGCGUCAAGUCCCAGCUCCAAGGGAGAUGAGUUUGACAGAGACCCUGAGUCUGAGCACGAUAUGGAAGCUCUGCGUCGAUGCUGGCAGAGCAAGCGUCAGCCCAAAGAAAGUGUAGCAAAGAGACUACCAGACCAUUCCUACCAGUUUGUCCCUCCCAACCGCUAUGUCUUCCAAGGAGCGGAGGUUUUCUCGGAUUCGGAGUCAGACAACGACUCGGACUCUCUCUCGGACUAUGAGCACGAGAGAGGCGACAGCGGGACCGCGGGUAUCCAGUGCAGCGGCGGCUCCGAUGAAGACACACAACAAACCUUCAUCAGCAACACCUCAUGGUUUGAUGGGAGCGAGGACAGUCAGGAACGGGGUAGUGGGGAAGGAAACAUGACCACUGUGGAACAAGGUAGCCGUAAAAGCACAACAGAAAAUGUGACAGACAAAGGCGGUGGGGACAAAGUCUCCGAGUCCUUAUAAAGAUUAAACAAUAGAGCAAAAAUUCUGAACUUUUGGUCUCCAGUAUUCCAAUUUUCCUAUCAGGAAAAUUUCAGUAACUACUUUCCUUGAAAGCCAUAUUGGUUUUGAAAGGAUUUCUGGGUCGGUUUUUUUUUAUAUAUAGAAAGAGAAGGCAUUGUACGUAAGUUUGACUACACCUACCAAAGGAUUGUAAGUAAUGUUCAGGUGCUGGUAGACUUGUCUUAUUCCCUUUUGUGGAACAUUUGAUGCCAACUGUAUCUACUUGUGGAAUGUUACAGCAAGAAAGAACCAUGUGUACAGACAUUCAAAGAAGACAAACCUAUGCUAAACAUGCAAUGUCAAUAUGAAUAUGUUUACAUGUUUAUCUGUGGUUGUAACAAGUUGUAUUAUAAUAAUAUUUAUUGACAAAAAAUGAUUAUCAAAAAAGCUUCCAGAUAUUCUUGUGCUAAGUUAUGUGCUCAUGUGUAAAGAGCCACAAAUUCCAUAUUUAUUGGGGACAUUGAUGUCAAGGGAGAUGUGUGUAGAUUUAUACACAUGUACUUGUAAUUAAAAUAUUCAUGUAGAGUAAGAGCAACUACUUUGUGGAAAUGUGAACAAUGAACUAGAUUGUACAGUGUUGAGUUUGAAUUGCUAUCACAGUAUAUUCUGUUUUUAGAUUUUUCUACUGAGUUUACUGUAUCCUGUGGUGUCCAACAACAGAAUGGCUAGGCAAGCGGACACUUGAUUGAGAUGUCACAGGUUCGAUCCCUUGCAAUCCUUGCUAGACGUUGUGUCCUUGGAAAAGGCACACGUUACACUAUAUUCCUCAAUCCACCAAGGUGUACCCGACUUUGGUUGGGGAGGUAAAAUGCAGUGGAAGGAGAGGGAUGGGCUCUGCCCUCCAAAACUGUGCCCUAGACACAGUGGAUUAACAACCCACUGCCCCUAUGGCAUCAAAAAAGCUACAGGACUACCUUUACCUUAAUGAGUUUAGAUAGCAGCAAAAGUUUCAUUAUGUUCCUAUCUGCCAAACUUUGUAGGAUUUUGCUUGCUCUACAUGAAACAAAAUCACCCAUUGGUGUAGAAAAUAAUUUAUUCAUAUUAAUAAGUAGAUUUACAAAUUUCAUUUUUCUUCAAACUAUUUUACUGUGGGUGUUAGUAUACAGGUACAUUGUACUUCCAUGUUCACUUCAGUAAGUGUGAAAAUAUGUUAA
Messenger RNA from Branchiostoma belcheri (Belcher's lancelet), 3513 nucleotides. Its product is annotated as NAD-dependent protein deacetylase sirtuin-1-like. The coding region runs from base 23 to 2320 and encodes 765 amino acids. Lineage: Eukaryota; Metazoa; Chordata; Leptocardii; Amphioxiformes; Branchiostomatidae. The transcript has 10 exons. Gene Ontology annotation, molecular function: NAD+ binding. The record is from RefSeq and is a predicted model, not a curated record.